GAAACUAGGUGAGUUUGGCAUCAGAGCCGAGGGACAGGAGCCUGCGACGCCGCUGCAGAUCAGGGCUGAGUAUCUCGCCUCUCUCCCUGAUGGGAUUCCCGUCCACGCCGUCUCGAGCCUGCUGCGUCCCAGUCCUCAGCCCUCGCCCAGGUUCACUGCAGCUGUUCAGAGGUCCCCAGGAGCUGCUGCUUGCGAGCCUGCUACUGCAGGGAUCUAUGGAGCCAUUCCGUAGUGCCAUCCAGAGCAACGCACUGCCGCAGCUCCUCUGAGCAUUUCCCGCAAGUUUGUUCAAGAUUGGCUGUCAAGAAUCAUGGACUGUUAUUAUAUGCCUUGUUUUCUAGACACCAUGAUUCCUGGUAACCGAAUGCUGAUGGUCGUUUUAUUAUGCCAAGUCCUGCUAGGAGGCGCGAGCCAUGCUAGUUUGAUACCUGAGACGGGGAAGAAAAAAGUCGCCGAGAUUCAGGGCCACGCGGGAGGACGCCGCUCAGGGCAGAGUCAUGAGCUCCUUCGGGACUUCGAGGCCACACUUCUGCAGAUGUUCGGGCUGCGCCGCCGCCCGCAGCCUAGCAAGAGCACGGUCGUCCCGGAUUACAUGCGGGAUCUUUACCGGCUUCAGUCUGGGGAGGAGGAGGGGGAGCAGAUCCACAGCAUCGGUCUGGAGUAUCCCGAGCGCCCCGCCAGUCGCGCCAACACCGUGAGGAGCUUCCACCACGAAGAACAUCUGGAGAACAUCCCAGGGACCAGCGAAAACUCUGCUUUUCGUUUCCUCUUUAACCUCAGCAGCAUCCCAGAGAACGAGGUGAUCUCGUCUGCAGAGCUUCGACUCUUCCGGGAGCAGGUGGACCAGGGCCCUGACUGGGAGCAGGGCUUUCAUCGUAUAAACAUUUAUGAGGUUAUGAAGCCCCCGGCAGAAGUGGUGCCCGGGCACCUCAUCACACGACUACUGGACACGAGACUGGUCCACCACAAUGUGACACGGUGGGAAACUUUUGAUGUGAGCCCUGCAGUCCUUCGCUGGACCCGGGAGAAGCAGCCCAAUUAUGGGCUGGCCAUUGAGGUGACCCACCUCCAUCAGACACGGACCCGCCAGGGCCAGCAUGUCAGGAUUAGCCGAUCGUUACCUCAAGGGAGUGGGGAUUGGGCCCAGCUCCGGCCUCUGCUGGUCACCUUUGGCCAUGAUGGCCGGGGACAUGCCUUGACCCGACGCCGGAGGGCCAAGCGUAGCCCCAAGCAUCACCCACAGAGGGCCCGGAAGAAGAAUAAGAACUGCCGGCGCCACUCGCUCUAUGUGGACUUCAGCGAUGUGGGCUGGAAUGACUGGAUUGUGGCCCCACCAGGCUACCAGGCCUUCUACUGCCAUGGAGACUGCCCCUUUCCACUGGCCGACCACCUCAACUCAACCAACCAUGCCAUUGUGCAGACCCUGGUCAACUCUGUCAAUUCCAGUAUCCCCAAAGCCUGUUGUGUUCCCACCGAACUGAGCGCCAUCUCCAUGCUGUACUUGGAUGAGUAUGACAAGGUGGUACUGAAAAAUUAUCAGGAGAUGGUAGUAGAGGGCUGUGGGUGCCGCUGAGAUCAGGCCUUCCUUGGGGACACACAUACACACACACACACACACACACACACACGUUCCAUCCACUACUCACCCACACACUACACAGACUGCUUCCUUAUAGCUGGACUUUUAUCUUAAAAAAAAAAAAAAAGAAAGGAAAAAAAAAUCUAAACAUUCACCUUGACCUUAUUUAUGACUUUAUGUGCAAAUGUUUUGACCAUAUUGAUCAUAUAUUUUGACAAAAUAUAUUUAUAACUACGUAUUAAAAGAAAAAAUAAAA
This is a messenger RNA of Lagenorhynchus albirostris (white-beaked dolphin), 1835 nucleotides long. It is a transcript of the gene BMP4, whose product is annotated as bone morphogenetic protein 4. Gene Ontology annotation, molecular function: cytokine activity; BMP receptor binding; growth factor activity. Gene Ontology annotation, biological process: negative regulation of apoptotic process; negative regulation of transcription by RNA polymerase II; SMAD protein signal transduction. The transcript is spliced from 4 exons. Gene Ontology annotation, cellular component: extracellular region. Lineage: Eukaryota; Metazoa; Chordata; Mammalia; Artiodactyla; Delphinidae. The record is from RefSeq and is a predicted model, not a curated record. Bases 311 to 1573 code for a protein of 420 amino acids.